AUGUUUGUAGUUAAUCGUUUCUAUAUAUGUAUGUGUAUCUCUCUUGUCCAUGGAUUCAUACCUCAUCCAGCAGUUCGACUUGGUGGACAAGCCGGAGAAAGCAUAACACAUACAGAACAAGCACAGUUGGGAUUUAUUCGAAGUCUUACUCGAUUCUUUCUCGAUAGUCAAAAUGAGAAAGGUGAAAAUACAGAUAAGUUUCAAGGUGAACAUACAAUUGAUCAGCUGUACCAAAUCGUUCAUCCUGAUUGGACAAAUGAACAAGUGAAAUUACAUUCAUAUCCAUUGAAAAGGAUUGUUGAUACAUUUCAAAUGACGGAUGCUUUAGUUGACUUAAGUCCAUCAACGAAGAAUCUACCAGCUGCCCAUUUUGAUAGUGAAUCAUUUGCAGAAAGCAAUCAUCGAUUGAUGCAAUUGAGAAAGAAAAUUGUCGAUGAUGCCAAUAAUCCGACGAUUAACUUAGAAAAAGCUCGCGAAAGAAUUGGAAGUUAUCUACAUACUCUCCAAGACUUUUAUUCGCAUUCAAACUGGAUAGAAAUGGGAAAGACAGUUAUUAAUGAUCGUCUCGGUCUACAAGAAGACAUUGGUCCAGUAGCUGGAAUUGAACAAGCAACGUGUACUAGUACAGGCUGUAAAAAGAUUCAGUCACAGUGUAAUCUUCUGCAGAAAAUCAUCCUUCAUAAAUGUCCCAUGGAGUAUUAUGAUUGCCGAAAUAAUAUUUUAGAUGAUGUUAAUAAACAAGGCCUACUCACAAGUGGUUACAUGUCAAAUCAAUUUAAUGGAAAAGACGAGCCAGUUAUAAAACCAACCAGUGUGGUGAAAUGUUCCCAUGGUUCUGUUAUGGAUAAAACAUCCCAUCAAGAAGCGAUUGGUGGAAUCAAUAAAGAUACGAUGACGCCGGUUUAUUCUCCACAUUUCUAUCUACAUUUAGAUGCAGCUAAAUUAGCUAUUGAUGCUACUGAACGGUUUUUCAAUGAUUUACGUAAGGAUAUAGGUGACGAUAAUUUCGACCGUCUCUUUGCAAUUAAUCCAACGGAUGAACAGUUGGAAAAAGCAAAAAAAUCUUUAGCAGAACGAGAACAGUUCCAUUUUCUUACAUCGACGUUAUCAAUUGGUUUGAGCACUAGUGAUUUAAAUUUCGAAAAGACUGUUAAACAACGUUUACAAGAGAUUCUUUCGAUACUUUUUAACAUCAAAGAUCCAACUCUACCAACGUACGAUCUUAGCGAUUAUGGUGUAGACAAAACUGAUGGCAACAUUCAUUCUGGCUCACUCUUGAUUGAUGGAUCGAAGAAAGUAAAACGUAGGUACAUGACUCGACACAACCAUGGCUUGUAA
Molecule: messenger RNA, 1338 nt
Organism: Adineta ricciae
Lineage: Eukaryota; Metazoa; Rotifera; Eurotatoria; Adinetida; Adinetidae
Source: the annotation of a GenBank genome assembly